UGACCAUUGGAGGAAAAAUAUUCCAGUUCUUGCGCAGUCGCACAGGGUAUUCUCAAUUGAUCUUAUUGGUUAUGGGUAUUCAGACAAACCAAAUCCGCGUAAGCUUGGAGUUAAAUUCUUUUACACAUUCGAGACAUGGGCCAGUCAGCUAAAUGACUUCUGUACAAAUGUGGUCAAAGAUGAAGCAUUCUUUAUUUGCAAUUCUAUUGGAGGUGACCACCUUUUGAACGAUAUUGCUUUCACUGGCCUAAUGCUUGACUAUUUCUUUUGUUGCCUGAUUGAUUUCUCUCUAGGUAAUGGGCACGCAGAAGAUUGGUAAUAAAUAAGAUAUCCAUAUGGAUGGCCUUUUUCUUUUCAUUUGUCCUUGCUUUGUUCCCUUUAUCUUUGCCCAAGCUCUUGCACCUCCUAGAUCUAGAUAUAUUAUAAUUACCUUCUUACUUCAAAAUUGUCCAUUUGUUUGUAUGAGGCAUUACAAUCUCCUUGCAAUCAGUAAGUGAUGAUUGUGGUCUUAACACAUUGACGGUGUUGUUUAGAGUAUGAUGCUAGUAUUGUACGCAGAGGCAAUUACAUUUAUUUAGUUGUUGGUGUAA
Messenger RNA from Ilex paraguariensis (yerba mate), 590 nucleotides. The record is from the annotation of a GenBank genome assembly. NCBI's taxonomy places the organism in Eukaryota, Viridiplantae, Streptophyta, Magnoliopsida, Aquifoliales, Aquifoliaceae.